AUGUUCGAUCCGAGCAAGACCCUGGUCGAGGCGAUGGUAUGCGAGCACGACUCCCCCGUGUACUUUUACGUCCUAGACAAGGCCGACGGCAAGGUCAUCGCAUCCUACCAAGUCCCAAACUUCUACUUCUUCCACACAGCCAACGCCUACGACUACGUCGAUCCCAAAACGGGGCACACGAACGUCCAUGUCGACAUCGCGAGCUACAAGGCCGAACACUACCCGUACCACGAAUACGCCAUCUCGAACGUCAUCAACCCGCUCAAACCCUACCAGACAGGCCGCCUCGUCCGCUACGAACUCUCCGCCGUCAACACGCGCGAUCCCGCCGUCGUCGCCCGCGGCACCGUCAAAGCCGCUAUUCCAAACAUGAUGGCGGAACUCCCUCGCAUCUCCAAAGCCGCAUCCAUGGAUCCAAACUACCGCUUCGUCUACGGCGUCUCUGGAAACGGCAUCGCCGCUCCAGGCACAGAUGUUCCCAUCGGACGUCUCGGCAACGGCGUAGAUAUGCCACAUGCAUCUUUCUAUGGCCACCUCUUCAAGUCUGAUUGGCGGACUGGGACGUUCAAAGCGUGGGUACCGCAGAAUGGCGAGAGUUGUCCUACGGAGCCGAUUUUCAUUCAGAGGCCUGGUGCGACAGAGGAGGAUGAUGGGAUUGUGAUUACUAUUACGAUUAAUAAGGAGGGGACGAAUAGUAUUCUUGUGGGGCUGGAUGGGAGGACUUUUGAGGAGGUGGCGAGGGCGGAUAUGCCACAGGUUUAUGCGCUGGGGCCGCAUGGGUCGUUUGUUGAAGGGGAUUUUGGGGUUGUGAGUCGUGUGGGUCGGGAGGGAGAGUGA
Messenger RNA from Alternaria triticimaculans, 837 nucleotides. RefSeq lists its product as uncharacterized. Bases 1 to 837 code for a protein of 278 amino acids. Gene Ontology annotation, biological process: carotene catabolic process. Lineage: Eukaryota; Fungi; Ascomycota; Dothideomycetes; Pleosporales; Pleosporaceae. Gene Ontology annotation, molecular function: carotenoid dioxygenase activity. The transcript has 3 exons. The record is from RefSeq and is a predicted model, not a curated record.